CCGGUAACCGAGCACUCCAGCACGUUGUGAAGCCGCUAGUGUUUCUGGCUGCCGCUGAGGUGAUUCACGGAAAUCACUCGUUUCUGAAUCCACGACUUUUUGUUUUUUGAUAAUUGACCCACUGAGAUUUCCAGUUGACCAAAGAAAUGGUGAUGGAGAAGCCAAGUGCCCAGCUGGUCGGGCGAGAGUUUGUCCGACAGUAUUACACACUCCUGAACCAGGCCCCCGACUACCUGCACAGGUUCUACGGAAAAAACUCGUCCUACGUGCACGGCGGCCUGGACAACAACGGCAAACCGGUGGAGGCUGUUUAUGGACAGUCUGAGAUCCAUAAGAGGGUGAUGGCUCUGAGUUUCCGCGACUGUCACACCAAGAUCAGGCACGUGGACGCCCACGCCACCCUGAACGAGGGCGUGGUGGUGCAGGUGAUGGGCGAGCUGUCCAACAACAUGCAGCCCAUGAGGAAGUUCAUGCAGACCUUCGUUUUGGCGCCCGAGGGCACCGUCGCAAACAAAUUCUACGUCCACAACGACGUGUUUCGUUACCAGGACGAGGUGUUCGGCGACUCUGAUUCGGAGCCUCCGGAAGAGUCGGAGGACGAGGUGGAGGAGAUCGAGGAGCGGGUCCCCUCGCCUGACGUGGCCCCCGAGGAGUCUGCUCCUUUCUACGACCCGUCGGCCUGUUCGGAGCCGGUGGUCCCCGGGGACGAGGAGGAAGCUGCGCCCGUGAGUCCGGAGCCGGAGCCGGAGAAGGAGGCGGAGGCCGCCGCGGUGGAGCUGAAGCCGGAGACGAUGCUGGAGACGCAAACAGACGCAAACACAUCCGACGACCAGACAGAGAAAAGCCCCGUCUCCGCCCCGCCCACCGCAGAACCCGCCGCCGCGCCCGCCGAACCCUCCCCCGCCGCUCCAGAGGAGAACAGGCCGUUCUCCUGGGCGUCCGUCACCAGUAAGAACCUCCCUCCCAGCGGGGCCGUCCCCGUCUCAGGAAUCCCCCCACACGUCGUCAAAGCCGCUCCCACAGCACCGCCCAGAGCCGAGGUCAAGACAGAGUCCCAGACAGCAACACAGAGACCACAGAGAGACCAGAGACCCAGGGAACAGAGGCCCGGGGGUCCUCCGCCGGUACACAGAGGAACCAGACCAGUUCGGGAGGGCGAGCAGGGCGAGCAGGAGGGGCGCAGGGUGGCCCGGUACCCCGACGCCCAGCAGCUGUUCGUGGGAAACGUCCCUCACGACGUGGACAAGACGGAGCUCAAGGAGUUCUUCGAACAGUACGGCACGGUCCUGGAGCUGAGGAUCAACAGCGGAGGGAAGCUGCCCAACUUUGGUUUUGUGGUUUUUGACGACUCUGAGCCCGUGCAGAAGAUCCUCAGCAACAGGCCCAUUAAGUUCAGAGGCGACGUGCGGCUGAACGUGGAGGAGAAGAAGACCCGGUCUGCCAGAGAGGGCGACAGGCGGGACGUGAGGCCCCGCGGCCCGGGAGGCCCCGGCGGUCCCAGAGAGCGAAUAGGAGGCGGCGGCGGCGGACCCCGAGGACCCCCGGCCCGCGGAGGCAUGGCACAGAAACCCAGCUUCGGCUCCGGGCGGGGAGCGGGGCCCAGCGAGGGCCGCUACUCGGCCCAGCGCCAGUGACCCUCUGGCGCGCUCCGAACCUGAGUCAGAUUACGAUCCGGAUUCUCCCGAGCCGGUUUCCUGCGGCGGGAAACAAAUUGGACGAGCCUAAAAUAAACAAAAAAACCUUCUUUACGCUGCAGCCGGGAGCAACAACGAGCAGGAAUUAAUCACGUCAGUCAAAUUCUGGGUCGCUGCACAAACACGCGGCCCGAUGUCUGACGUUUCCUCCUCGCCGUUUCUCCUGAAAAGUAUUUUGAGGGAUUUCGGAGAGUAACUGACGCAGGUUUGGUGAAGCUUUCACCGUCAGAUCACGCCGGCUCCUGCUGAGUUCAACAGCCCGUCUCAGCGUCUGUCUCUCCUGAGGACGGCUGCCUCCUCCUCCUCCUCCUCCUCCUCCUGCCCCUCCUUCUCCUGCUGCUCCUCCUGCUCCUCCUCCUGCUCCUCCUCCUGUUCCUGCUCCUCCUCCUCCUCCCUCACCUGCUGCUUUUUGUUUCCCUCUGAGGAAUCCAGAAUGUCACUCCUCUUUUUUUCGUUUUUUUUGACCCAUCUCUUCCUCCUCUGUCUCCUCCUCCACCAUCACAUGUAUUAUCUGGACUUUUUUUUGUCAUUUUUUUGUUUUGUUUUUCAUGCUGAACUUGAAUUUAUUAAGAAACAAAAUCGAAACACGCAAACACAUGAAAAAAAGGGUAAAUACUACUUGAAUUGGGGAUUAAAAAACCCAGAGUUUAGGUUUUUUUCGCGUUCUCUCUCCCUGUUUCUUAAAGGAACGUGUACUUUUACUGCUUGGGCAAUCCUGUGUAUUGCUGCCACCGUUGUAUCUAGCGAUGGAUCUGUCUUAUCUUUUUAUUCUAUCAGGUCAAGAGCUGAACUGUAGUGGUUAUAUUUGAGUAAUAAUGUUGGCUUGUAAUAUGUGGAUUCACGGACGCGUCUGAAUGGAGCAUGUAUCAAAUCAUGUUAUCAAAUCCUGUUAGCUUCUUCUACCGAUGCACUUCAUUUGUCAUCAUGUUUAAAAUGAGCUCACCUGCCGAUGAGAGAACUAAAUUAAAAGUGAUUUACUGUUUUAAAA
Messenger RNA from Plectropomus leopardus (leopard coralgrouper), 2682 nucleotides. RefSeq names its product GTPase activating protein (SH3 domain) binding protein 1 (gene g3bp1). Gene Ontology annotation, cellular component: cytosol; ribonucleoprotein complex. NCBI's taxonomy places the organism in Eukaryota, Metazoa, Chordata, Actinopteri, Perciformes, Serranidae. The record is from RefSeq and is a predicted model, not a curated record. Gene Ontology annotation, molecular function: mRNA binding.